This is a messenger RNA of Triplophysa dalaica, 1658 nucleotides long. RefSeq lists its product as uncharacterized. The transcript has 6 exons. Lineage: Eukaryota; Metazoa; Chordata; Actinopteri; Cypriniformes; Nemacheilidae. Gene Ontology annotation, molecular function: serine-type endopeptidase activity. Gene Ontology annotation, biological process: proteolysis. Bases 13 to 1017 code for a protein of 334 amino acids. The record is from RefSeq and is a predicted model, not a curated record.
CUCACUUGAGCCAUGAGGUUCUCUAUGAUCUUGCUCUCCUUUAUUGUCAUGAUGCUCUGCAUGACAGCAUGCUCAAAUGCAGAGAGACUAAAUGAUUGUGGAAUAGCUCCUCUGAACACACGUAUUGUGGGAGGCACCAUUGCCCUACCAGGCAGCUGGCCCUGGCAGGUCACUAUACAUUUCAAUGGCAGACCAACCUGUGGCGGAACUCUGAUCCACAACCAAUGGGUGAUGACCGCUGCCCACUGCAUUGUUACUACUGACAUCAACAAAUGGACUUUGUACUUAGGAAGAGAAACCCAGAUGACAUCUAAUGCCAACCCAAAUGCUAAUGAAGUAAGUGUUGGUGUUCAAUCCAUCACGAUCCAUCCAAAUUACAACAGCACGCUGUUCAAUAAUGACAUCAGCCUGAUGAAACUCAAUCAACCUGUGACUUCUACUAACUAUAUCCGACCAAUCUGUCUGGCAUCCAAUGCAAGUGUCUUUCACAAUGCUACCUCUUGCUGGGCAACAGGUUGGGGAAGAAUUGGAAAAGAUGAGGCAUUGCCAGCUCCCCAAACUCUUCAAGAGGUAAAAGUACCAGUCAUGGGCAACAGACAGUGUACCUGCCAUUACAAGCCAACAGAGGGUGAUAUAAUCACAACACAGAUGAUCUGUGCAGGAGAAGCAGGCAAAGGAGCCUGUCUGGGAGAUUCCGGUGGUCCAUUGCAAUGUAAACAGGGUUCUGUAUGGGUACAAGCUGGGAUUUUGAGUUUCGGGCUCCCCUGUGCCACAGCAGGUUUCCCUGAAGUCUAUUCACGUGUUUCUGAGUUCCACACUUGGGUCAGUGAAAAUGUUAGGGGAGCUGAAAUUGGCUUUGUCACCUAUUUGUCCAGCGGCACAGACACAGACACCAACUUUAAAUGCAAUGCAACCAUUUCAAAUGUGGGCACAUUGAAGUUUUCACACUUCUACCAUUUUAUCAUUAUUUUUACCACACUUUGCUUGCACUUCCUCACCUACUCAUACACAUAUUAAACUGACUCAUGCACACUUGCAACACUGAACUCACUAUUAUAAUUUAAAAAGUGAUUCAUUAUAGAUAAGAGUGGACUAAACCAUUUCUGAGUGACAUUGUUGAAAAUGUAGAGAAAUAAAAAGUUUUAAUUUUAGUGCUCAUGGAACGUCCAAGAGGUCAGGGUCUGGCUGAUUAGCAGUUAGCCUGCUGGUAGAUGCUUCAAAUACACCAGGAUGGCCAGAAAAUAUCUUGCUUCUUUGACAAUUAUUUAAAAAUAGUGAUAUAAAUCAAUUUUACCACCAGUGAUCAUUUGAUUGCAUAGACAGUCCGUCAUACAACAUUCACAGCUAUGCUUUACCUUGUUUGUAUCUAUGUAAACACAUCUUUUGUUAUAUUUUUUUUGUCUUGCUUUUUUGUAUUGUUUACUCUACUCACAUCAAGCUGUGACUUCAGAAUUUAACGAUUCUUAAGCUCUCCAUUUAAUCUUAUCUUCCCCAUUUGCUUAAAGAACUUUUUUUGGGGGGACUGCUAUUUGGGUUCUAAUUGAAACCCCUACACAAUAUUACUGAUAUUUACAUCAUCAUUAUCAACAAAAGCCAAACUUAACUUAUUAACUUUUGUAAUCCAUUUGUGUAUAUUAAUUGUUGUAUGCUUCUUUUUU